GGCCGUGUGUUCCUUUACAUCAUUCAUACAAGUUCUCCUGUCAGCUUUCUUCUCCAAUCCAUUGUAUUUUGUUUCUGUUCUCACCACUGCACAAAUUAGUAAUUAAUCCUGUGUGUUCAUCAUCUUGUUCUCCUCUUUAAACCGCCUACUUUUGUCAAGUUCAUCAAUUUAUUGUACAUUUCCAUCUCAUCAAUUUAUUGUACAUUUCCAUCUCUGUUUCCUAUUUUCAAUCGGUAUAUCGUAAAUUUAGCCUUUGAUUUAGGAAGAUUCCAGAUUUCAAAACUGUAUAAAUCUCCAACUUCCAUUUUCCUCUGUUCUAAUUUUGCUCUGUUUUUGCCCUUUUUUCUCUGUUCUCAUGGCGCCCCCGAAUGAUCCUGCUAAUCCAGUCCUCAAACGCAGCCGGUCGGGUAGUUUAGAGAAGUGUUUUGAUCUGUCCGAUGGGAAGUUCAGUGUCAGAGGUUUUCCCUUGCUGUCUGAAGUUCCGACUAAUGUCACUUUCUCACCCUUCCCGUCCGUCCGUAAAUCCUCGAACGCUCCACUUCCCCUGCUCCAGCAAGUCCAAUCUCUGUGUCACAGAGGUGGGUUUCUGGGAUUCACCAAAGACACACCCUCUGACAGAAUCAUGAACUCUCUGGGUGGGUUUACCAAUAGGAACUUUCUGAGCAUCUUUAGGUUCAAAACAUGGUGGUCUACCCAAUGGGUAGGAAAAUCUGGAUCUGAUUUGCAAAUGGAAACCCAAUGGGUAGUCUUAGAUGUCCCUGAAAUCAAAUCCUAUGUCAUCAUCAUCCCUGUAAUUGAAGGUGGGUUUAGGUCUGCUUUUUUCCCUGGAGAAAACGGCCAUGUCAUGAUUUGUGCUGAAAGCGGGUCGAGCCGGGUCAUGGCGUCGAGUUUUAAAUCAAUAGCGUAUGUUCAUGUUUCUGAUAACCCUUUCAAUUUGAUGAAAGAAGCGUUUAGUGCUGUUAGGGUUCAUCUGAAUACCUUCAAGCUUUUGGAAGAGAAAAAUGUUCCUUCUCUUGUAGACAAAUUUGGUUGGUGCACUUGGGAUGCGUUUUAUUUGACCGUUGAGCCUGCUGGUGUGUGGCAGGGAGUGAAGGAGUUCACCGACGGCGGUGUUUCGCCAAGGUUCGUUAUCAUUGACGAUGGAUGGCAGAGUAUCAACCGAGAUGACGAGAACCCGAAUGAGGACUCCAAAAACCUCGUUCUGGGUGGGGAGCAGAUGACCGCAAGACUUUACCGGCUGGACGAGGGGGAGAAAUUUAGAAAAUACAGAGGAGGUUCAUUCCUGACUUCCGACGCUCCUCCGUUCAAUUCUCAAAAACCAAAGAUGCUGAUCAGCAAGUGGAUUGAGCUUGAACGCGCCGGGAAGGACCUCAACAAGGCAAUCAAAUUGGGGACAACUGAUGUUUCAAACUUCGAAUUGAAAAUUCAGAAGCUGAAACGAGAAUUGGAUGAGAUAUUCGAGAAACAAGAAAGCGGUGGACUUUCCUGCGGAAGCUGUGCCUGCAAGUCGGAUAGUUCCGGCAUGAAGGCUUUUACACAGGAUUUAAGGACCAAGUUCAAAGGUUUGGAUGAUAUUUGGGUGUGGCACGCCCUCUGCGGCGCUUGGGGCGGUGUUCGGCCUGGAAGCACCCAUUUGGACUCCAAAAUUGUCCCUUGCAAUGUCUCCCCUGGACUUAACGGCACGAUGCAAGAUCUUGCCGUCGAUAAAAUUGUCGAAGCCGGUAUCGGUCUUGUCCAUCCUGAUCAAGCCGGUGAUUUCUAUGACUCUAUGCAUUCCCACCUUGCCAAAUCUGGUGUUACAGGUGUUAAAGUCGAUGUCAUUCAGACCCUUGAGUAUGUUUCUGAAGAUUAUGGAGGCAGAGUUGAACUUGCAAAGGCUUAUUACGAUGGACUGUCAAAAUCCCUGGAAAAGAACUUUAAAGGAACUGGAAUCAUCUCCAGCAUGCAACAGUGUAAUGACUUUUUCUUCCUUGGAACAAAGCAGAUAUCAAUGGGCCGAGUUGGUGAUGAUUUCUGGUUCCAGGAUCCAAAUGGGGAUCCCAUGGGAGUGUACUGGCUACAGGGGGUUCACAUGAUCCACUGUGCCUAUAACAGCUUAUGGAUGAGUCAGAUUAUCCAACCUGACUGGGACAUGUUCCAGUCCGACCACUGCUGUGCCAAGUUCCAUGCCGGAUCACGUGCCAUCUGUGGCGGCCCUGUCUACCUGAGUGACUCACUCGGCGGCCAUGACUUCAAACUCAUUAAGAAGCUUGUGUUCCCUGACGGUACCAUUCCCAAAUGCCAGCGUUUCGCCCUCCCCACCAGAGACUGUCUUUUCGUCAAUCCUCUGUUUGACAAAAAGUCCCUCCUCAAAAUUUGGAACUUCAAUAAGCAUGGAGGUGUAGUUGGAGCAUUCAACUGCCAAGGAGCAGGGUGGGAUCCAAAGGAGCAGAGGAUCUUGGGUCGUCCGGAGUGCUACAAGGCAAUUGCCGGCACUGUUCAUCUGACGGACAUUGAAUGGGACCAGAGCAAGGAAGCCGCUCCGAUGGGCGAGGCAGGGGAGUUCCUGGUCUACCUCAACCAGGCGGAGAAACUUCUCCUGACAACCCGCAAAUCUGACCCAAUUGAAAUCACCAUCCAGCCAUCUUCCUUUGAGCUAUUCAACUUUGUGCCCGUCCAGAAGCUCGGCCGCAUGGCAAAGUUUGCUCCUGUUGGUCUGACCAACAUGUUCAACAAUGUCGGAACAAUUCAAGAAGUGAAUUAUGCUGUGUCCGGAGCUGAGACAAGUGCCAAGAUUAAGGUGAAAGGUGGAGGGAAUUUCUUGGCCUAUUCAAGUGUGUCUCCAAAGAAAUGCUACUUGAAUGAUGCUGAGGCAGAAUUUGAGUGGGUGGCUGAUGGCAAACUUAUCUUGAAAGUUCCAUGGAUUGAAGAAGCUGGUGGUAUUUCAGACGUGGCUUUUCUUUAUUAGAAUUAACUAUGAUUUGAUUUACUAUUGUUAAUGAUGUUUUCUUUUUUUAAGAUUGUUGCCAUGAGCCAUGGCAUCUAAGUGUUUAUGGCUUUGUAAUUGUUGAAAUGUUUGGGAAGAUUUGUAUCCAUCCACCUAUUUAAUUGUUAAUUGAAAUGGAUUUUGUUUUCCUUUGUAAUCGUUUCCCCUUUGUAUGUUGGUUUUCCAAAAAUCAAAUUUUAAUGCUUUA
Messenger RNA from Rubroshorea leprosula, 3173 nucleotides. The record is from the annotation of a GenBank genome assembly. NCBI's taxonomy places the organism in Eukaryota, Viridiplantae, Streptophyta, Magnoliopsida, Malvales, Dipterocarpaceae.